Eimeria maxima is the source of this 6915-nucleotide messenger RNA. RefSeq lists its product as hypothetical. The transcript has a single exon. The coding region runs from base 1 to 6915 and encodes 2304 amino acids. Lineage: Eukaryota; Apicomplexa; Conoidasida; Eucoccidiorida; Eimeriidae. Gene Ontology annotation, cellular component: axoneme. Gene Ontology annotation, biological process: photoreceptor cell development; axoneme assembly; retina development in camera-type eye. The record is from RefSeq and is a predicted model, not a curated record.
AUGGCAGACCCUCAAGAGCUUCCUUUAAUGGGCCUAAGUUUUUACCACAGCCAAUCUCCCUUCCUUUCUUGUGAGCAGCAGCAGCAGCAGCAAGAACAAGAGCAGCAACCGCAACAGCAACAGCAGCAGCAGCACGACCCGGUUGAUCUGCUUCUUUGCGGAUGCCCUCCUAACUCGGCUCUCCGGGCUCUUUCUCAGGGUGCUUGGGAUCGGCAGCUACAGCUGCAGCAAGAUCCGCUGCAUCAGCAGCACUGGGAGCAGCGGCAGCCGGAGCAACAGCAGCAGCAGCCGCUGCAGCAGCAGCCGCUGCAGCAUCAGCAACACAUGAUGACCCAGCAGCUGAAGGGGCAGGCUCUUAGACGCCCCUUAGUUGAUUGCCCAACAGAUUGGGGCCCCCCAAUGACUGCAACGUCAUGCUCUCAUACACCGAACGAGCAACAACUGCACCAGCCGCAGCAGCAACAGCAACAGCAACAGCAGCGGCUGCAACAGCUGCAACAGCAGCAGCAGCAGCAACAGCCGGGGUCCUUCCUGCUGGAGUGGGAACAGCAGGCCCUUUUUCAGGAGCACAUGCUCCACAACAGAUAUCAAGAGAUUGUAAUGGGCCCACAGCAGCAGGAGGAGCAGCAGCAGCAACUGCAGCAGCAGCAGCAGCAGCCACAGCAGCAGCCACAGCAGCAGCAGCAGCCGGCACAGGCGCAAACUGAAUCUAUUGGGGAGCUGCUACAGUGGAAGUUCCAUGCCUGUGACCUCGGGAAAGCGCAGCAGCAGCAACAAGAUCAGCAGCAGCAGCAUGAUCAUCAGCAGCACGAUACAGGUGGAGCGAUGUGCUGCUGCUGUUCUCCUUUCUUGCCGGUGCCUACACCGGAGCGAUUCCGGGUGCAGCAGCAGCAGCGGCUGCAGCAGCAACGCAGCAGAAGAGAGCAGCUGCAGCAGCAAACUAGAGAAAUGCUGGCAACAUUUGGACCUGGUAUUGGAGGCCUUCGCGUUGAGGUCCCGUUGCAGCUUCCUGCAGCAGAAGGACUCACCCAGCAGCAGCAGCAGCAGCAACAGCAGCAGGAGAAGAAGAAGCAGCAGCAACUUGCGGAAAAACAGCACCAGCAGCUGGCAGCUCAGAAGCAACAGAAGCAGCAGCAGCAAAAGCAACAGAAGCAGCAGCAGCAGAAGCAGCAGCAGCAGCAACAUGGAAGAAAGAGACAUCAGCAGCAGCAUCAGCAUCAGCAGCAGCACAACGCCAUGCCUCCUAGCAGCCCUAUAGCUGCCUUCGGCGAUCAUCCAGUAGAGGAGACUCCGGUGCAGCACAGCAGCAACAGCGUGCUGCAGCAGCUCAUCCAGAAGCAGCAGCAGCAACUGCAGAACCAGCAGCAGCAGACACUCCCACCAAACGAACUUUUCUACUGCCCCGGAUGCCGCAAUGGGGGGUUCAUAUGCACUUGUCCAGGUGUGGAUGUACAGCAGCAACGUUGGCAGCAGCGGUGGCAGCCACAGCAGCAGCAGGAUAUCCGCGACCAUCAGCAGCAGCAGAAGGAGCAGCAGGAGCAGCUGCAAGCAAAGCAGCAGCAAGACGGGCAGCAGCAGCAACAGAUAGGCGAGACAGUGCAACCAAUAUUCUGGCCCUUCGACACGUAUCCAAUAGAUACGUUGCUGCAGCGGCGACUGCAACACCACCAGCAGCAGCAGCUGCAGCAGCAGCAGCAGCAACCGCAGCAGCAGCAGCCACGCGAUGGCUGCUGGAGCGGUUCCUUAUACAUAGAUGGCCUUACGAAGGGGCCUCAGGCUCGCAGCCCUUCCCCAAGAUUGCUGCAGCAGCAGCAAAUGCCUCUGUACCAUGAGCUGCAGCAGAAUCAGCCGCUGCAGAGCCAACUGCAGCAGCCGCAGCCAUGGGUGAUUCCCGACCCAGAGGACCAUGAUGCAGCAGCGUGGGCCUUGGCUCUCCAAAGGCAGCGCCAAGCGGAGCAGGAGCAGGAGCAGGAGCAGCAGCAGCAACCGCAGCAAGAACGGCAGCAAAAGCAAACAAGGAAGCAGCAGCAAAAGCUCCAGCCAUGCAUAAAAAUGCUGCAGGAACUGUUGCAGCCGCAGCAGCCUUCUCCGUGCCCUACAGCAGAUGCCGCUCCUUCUCUGCAAACGGAAAUCCACACAGCAGAGCAGCAAGAGCAGCAAGAGCAGCAAGAGCAGCAAGAACAGCAAGAGCAGCGAGGGCAGCAAGAUCAGCAAGAGCAGCAAGAUAAACAAGAUCAACAAGAGCCACAAGAGCAACAACCGCAGCAGCAGCAGCACCAGGGGCCCCACUGGAUGCCAGAGCACCCUCAUUGGCUGCCCAAAUACGAGCCUCAUCCAGACUGGUUUAUACUGCAGCAGCAGAAGCAGCAGCGGGAUUGGGAGGUACAGUGGCAGAAGCAGCAGCGGGAUUGGGAGGUACAGUGGCGGCAGCAGCAGCGGGAAUGGCAGCAGCAGCAGCAGCAGACAACCGGGCAGGACGGUUGGGUCGUAAACAUGGAGCAGCAGCAGACGGGGCAAGAUGGUUGGUUCCCAAACAUGCACCAGCAGCAGACCGGGCAGGACGGUUGGGUCCCAAACAUGCAGCAGCAGCAGCAGCAGACUGGGCGGGACGGUUGGGAUCUAAACAUUCAGCAGCAGGAGGAGGAGCAGCCCUUGGAGCAGCAGCAGCAGCAGCACCAAGUCUCCUCACCCUGGGGCGAGAUCCCUCCCCGGGCCGAAGCAGCAACGGAGGUGCUGCAGUCUCCUCGUCAGCCUGUGCUGCUGGAGGAUCGGGUGGGCGCAGCAGCAAAAGUAGCAGCAGCAGCAGCAGUUGCUGCGGCUGCCCUUGGCAGCAGUGCCAACAUCUACCUGCCCUUCGAUACAGUGCCAGAGGCGGGGGAUAAGGUAGAUGCACAGCAGAAGCAGCAGCAGGAGCACCGACAUCAGUGGGAAGAGCAGCAGCUGCAGCUGCCGCAGCAGAAGCACGAAGGGGAUGAACAGCGCCAGCAGCAGCAGCAACCUGAGGAGGAGCAGCAGCCUAAUGACGCAGCACAAGGGGGGCCAUCAGCGGAAGGCAGGAAUGCUGGCAUUGCUGCUUGCAGCCUCGGCGGGGGCAGCAGCAGCAACAGCAGGAGCAGCAGCAGCAAGGAGGCACUGGAUCAAGCUGCCGAGUUGUGUUGGGGGGAGCCGCAAGCUCAGUGGCAGCGUCCGUACGUGGAGAGGCAGAAGCUGCUGCUGCCCCAGCAGCAGGAGGAACAGCAGCAGGAACAGCAGCAGGAGCAGCAGCAGGAGCAGCAGCAGCCCCUGCUGCAGGUUUCUCUCUCGUCUGGUGUGUCUGCAGAAGAAGGCCUCCGUACUCAAAGGAGCUUACCAUCAGCAGCAAGACUGCAUGCAUUUAUUGGUGUAUUAAAGGAUCGCCACAAGCAGCAGCGGCAGCUGCUGCUGCAGUUCCUCAACAGAGAACGAGAGGCCGCAGCAACGGCAGCUUGUCCUCUCCCUGCUGCUGCUGUUGCUGCUGCAGCUGCUGCUGCAGCGGCAGCAGCUGCUGCUGUACACGCAUCCGACCAGCCAGCAGGAGCUCGUGGAGCAUCCCCUUUCGUCCCCAGCAGCAGUGAGACUCAGAUAGACUCAGCAGCAGCAGCAGCAGCAACAGCAGGAACUUUAACAAAAGAAAACCCAUUCACAACUGGGCCAGAAGAACCCACGUCGUUACUAACAAGCCACCAGCCAGCAAUAGGAGGAGGGCUUGCUGCUGCUGCUGCUGCUGUUGAACCUGCUGUUUCUGCUACGGUGCCUGCUGCGGGUGGAGCAGGAGAUUCUAUGGUGCUGCUCCGACUGUUAGCAGCGCAGCGGCGGCAGCUGCAACAGCAGCAAGAAUUGCUGCAGAGACAGCGGCUGCAUAUAUCGCACCUGGAGCAGCAGCAGCAGCAACAGCAACAGCAUUUGCUGCUGCUCGAGGAAGAACUGCUGCUGAAACAGCAGCAACAACCGCAGCAGCAAGCUACCACUGACGAUUCCCUCAAAUGCAGCCACCUCAAAAGGCAGCAGCAGCAGCAGCAGCAGCACUUGGAGUCGCGGGUGCAGUUGUUGCAACUGCAGCUCGAGCUGGUACAGCAGCAGAUGUCCAUGCUGCUACAGCAGCAGAGCAGCAGCACCAACGGGACGAGCAUCGCAACAAACCUUCCUGAAGGUGGGCAUAUGGGGUCUUCCGUGCUGCAGCAGGAGGUGCAGCAGCUCCUGCAGCAGGAAGAAAAGCAGCAGCAAGUGCUGCUGUUGCUGGAGCAACAGGAGAUGCUUCAGCAGCAUGGUGUGGCCCAUCUGCUGCCUCUGAGCGUUUUUGAGCAGCUGCUAUCUGUGCAGCAGCCACACGAGCAGCAGCAGCAGCAGCAGCAGCAGCAGAUGCUGCUGCGGCAGCUGCUGCAGAUGAAGUGGCUGGAACGCUUUAAGAACAUACACCGGGAGAUAGGUAGCCACACUGCGAAGGAGCAGCAGCAGCAGCAACAGCAGCAGCAGCAACAACAAGUGCAGUUGCAUGCGGGGCUGGAACGACAGCUACAGCAGCAAGAAGAGCAGCUGGUGCUGCUAGAGCAACGGCAGCAGCAGGAGCUGCUGCUGUUGGAACGGCGAGACCGACAAUGGGAGGAGCAGCGGCAGCUUCUUGACAAGCGGCAGCAGCAGCUGGAGGAACAGCAGCAGCAGCUGCUGUUGUUCCAGCAGCAAAAGCAGCGGCAGUGGGAGGAGGAGAAGCAGCAGGAAGCGCAGAGGCAGCAGCAGCUCGUGCUGCAGCAGGAGCAGCAGCACAGACGAGGUAUGCAGCAGCGAGAAGAGCUCUAUACACUCCGGCAGCUGCUCUUUGAGCAGAUGCAGCAGCUGCUGAUGCAAGCAAAUGCUACCCCAACAAGGGGGUUUAAGCACAAGCAGCAGCAGCAGCAGCAGCAGCACGGACGGGCUCUUCUGCAACUGCUGCUGCAGCAAGAGGAGCAGAAACGUUCGCGAUGGACGCAGCUAGCGGAGCAGCAGCAGUUGGUGCAGCAGCAAUCCCCUCAGAAGCAGCAGCAUCGGUUUGCUGCUGUUCCUAUGGCAGAGGAUGGAGGGCAUGCACAUGCAGGGCACCAGCAAAACAUCAUCAGCAGCAGCGGGCGUGAUCCAGCUGCUGUUGCUGCUCUACAGACAGCAGCAGCUGCUGCUGUCUGUACAGCUGCUGCUGCCAAGAGCGUAGCUCUCGCUGCAUCAGAAAGUGCAGCAACAGCAGCAAUUGCUGCAAAACAAGCCGCUGCUGCUGCUGCUGAAAUUUCCAGUGACUACAACAGCAACCGCUAUGAAUCUGACAAGAGCAGCACAGGCAGCAGCGACAGCGGCAACAGCAGCAGCGACAGCAGCAAGAGCAGCAACAGCAGCACCGACAGCAGCAACAGCAGCAACAGCAGCAGAAGCAGCAGCAAUUGGCUGCCUCCCCCCGUUAUCAACACGGACUCAAUGCACACUUCAGACUUGAGCGUAGCGCAGGAGGCAGAGAAAACUGCUGCUGCUGCUGCUGCUAUAAACAUCAGCAUCCACCGGCAGCAAGAGCAGCAGCAUCAGCAGCGGCAGCAGCAGGAGCAGGAUCGCAGGCGCCGGAAGCAGCAGCGCCGAGAGCAACAGCAGCGCCGGCAGCAGGAGGUAGAGGAACUGCAGCAGCAAGAAGCUGAAGAGUCCGACGAUGAGGGUUCAACUACUAAUGACACUGCAUCAACACCUGCAGCACCAACGGCAGCAGCACAAGCAGCAGCAGCAGCAGCACAAGCAGCAGCAACACGGCCACAAGGCAGGCCCCUCAACCAUACCAGCGCCAACUUGCUGCUAAUCCUCGCCAAUGAACGGCAACGAAAACAUGAACAAGAGCAGCAGCAGCAGCAGCAGCUGUUGCAGCAGAAGCAGCAGCAAGAGGACCAGGAGGAACAGGAGGAGGACGAGGAAGAAGAGGAGGAAGAAGAAGAGGAGGAAGAAGAAGAAGAAGAGGAAGAGGAAGAGGAGGAGGAAGAGGAAGAGGAGGAAGAGGAAGAGAAGCAGCUGCUGUUACAGCAGCAGCAGCAGCAACAGCAGCAGCAGCGUCGACGAGAAGAACACAAAAUCGAUGAUGAUGAAGAUGACGAAGAAGACGAAGAAGACGAAGAAGACGAGGAAGAAGAAGAAGAGGAAGAGGAGGAGGAGGAGGAGGAGGAAGAAGAAGAAGAAGAAGAAGAAGGAGAAGAAGAAGAGAACGAAUCAUCAUUUUAUGCUGGUGCAGCAUAUUGUGAUUAUGAAAGCAGAGAAGAAGAAAUUGAUGAGCAGCAGAUACAGCAGCAAAAGCAACAAGACCAGCAGCAACUGCAGCAGAUGCUGCAGAGAGAGAGCACCAAUAAUAGAGAUCUUCCUUACGGAGGCUCUGAAGGAGAAGCCAACUGGCCGCAGCAGCAGCAGCAGCAGCAGCCGGGAGUCCCCCCGUUGCAGCAGCAGGGACAACAGCGAAGGCUGCAUGAGCAGCAGGAGCUGCUGCAGGCCAUGCACAAGGAGCAGCAGGAGAAGUUGCUGCAGCAGCAGCUCGGUGAGAGGGAAAAGCUAGAACAGCAGCAGCAGCGUCGGGCGAAUCAGCUGCAGCUGCUGCUGCUGGUACGUAACAGCAGCAACAGAAAUGACUCCCGUUCAAACGCCCAGCCUACAACACCUCGCCGUGAGGAAGCUGCUACCCAGCAGCAGCAGCAGCAGCAGCACCAGCAGCAGCAGCCGUGGUUUCAGGUUGGAACUGACGCGCAAAGCUACAACGCCAGCAGAUACGCUGCAGCAGAUGCUGUCGACAACAGGCAGCAGGUGCAGCAACAGCAGCAGCAGCAGCGGGGUUGGUUCAGAGAGCUUUCGCUGUCGCCGCACAGCACUGACCGGCCAAUACUCAGCAAAGCCGUGCAGCUCUCACGCGGCUAG